AUGCCCAGAAUAACUCCAAAAAUCCCACAAGGCUUGGAAGAGCUGAUGCUGAAUCUAGCAAAAAGUGUCAUCAAAGAAAAUCCCCAAAAUCUUUACGAGUUUGCUGCUGAAUACUUCGAAAAGCUCCUCAAAGAACGCGAUGGAAAAGUCGACGACAGUUACAAAAAGUUGCCAGCCUAUAAAGCUUACAAAAGAGCUAAAAUAGAGAAGAACAGGCUGGAAAUUGAAGGAAUCAAAGUUGAAUUAGAAUCAAGAAGAAGAAUUGCAUCAGCACAGACAUCAAGAAGCUUCAGCAGAUCCUCAAGUGCAACAAAAUAUGUUGAAAAAUUACCAAAAAUUGCUUCGUCAAGUGCUGAUGCUGAGUCAGUUCCAGUUGAAGCUGAACGUUCUAAGAAGUCUGUGAAAAAAUUACCAAACAUUUCUGGAACGGCUGUUAAAGUUGCUGUUGGUACAGCAGCAGUUGGAGUUACAGUUGGAGCUGUAAAACCAGCAUUAAUGGCUGUUAAGCCUCAAAGAAAGUCUGAAGAGAUUGUCGAAUUUAAUGGUGAUUUAGAGAUUGGUUCAAAUGUUGAAGGAGAUGUGCCUCAAAGUGGUUCAGAUGAUUCUGUUGGAACUGAAGGUUUAUCACAAGAUGCUGAAGUUGAUUCAAGAGCUUUUGGGGACGAUCAAGUAGAAACUGUAAUAAAUAAUGAAAAAAUUGAGGAUUCUGAGGUUAAACCUGCUAGUUCUCAACCGGAUGCUACAGAAUCUGUUUCUUUUUAUGAAAAUUCAGAUGAUUUACUAAAAACUUCAACCAAAAAUACACAAAGUUCAGAAGAAGAUCCAAUAGCUGAACCUCAAGCAGCUCAAGAAUGUCAAGAAAACCCCCAAAAUUUAAAUUUUGAACAACCAAACUCGCUUGACUCACCAAACCCACAAGAAGCUCCUCAACUCUAUCAAACAAACCCUCAAGAACCCGUCCAACCCCUUGACACAAACCCCCCAGAUGACAUCAUCGAAUGCUCAACCGUCGACAUAAAUUUCCUCAACCGAGAAUCAGCAUUAAUUGACGACAUUUUGACUGAAAAUUCCAAUGAAAUUAUGGAAAAUGGAAUCGAUAGUAAUGAGCGUAAAGCUGAUGGAAAUGAUGGUGAUAAAAUUAAUAAAAUUGCAGGCAAUAAAAUUAAUGAUGAUGAGAAUAUUGGCAUGACUGAUAAAGUUGAUGGAACCAAGGUUGAGGAAUCUAUUGAUGAUGAUGUAAAAAAUUAUGAAAAUUCAGAAUUAAAUCAAAAAGUUGAAGAUGAAAAGUUGGUCAAAAAUGUAUCAAUAAAUUCAGCAUCAUCUGCUGAAAAUGAUUAUCACAGCUCAAAUCCAAGCAUCAAAAGUUCAGAGUUUAGCAAUUUAUCAGGUGACUCUGUAAAAUAUGAAGUUUUAAAUGUUAGCAGCGACACUCAAGAGAGUCAGUCAUUUGAUGACAAUUUUGCAGGCAAUGUUGAAGUUUUGGAUGAGAAUCUACAAGAAAUUAACCAAAAUUUAAGCAAAUCUGAACCAAAAGUAAAAGAACCGAGUGAAUUUGGAAGUGAACUUAUCAAUAAAAUCCGAUAUUUUGAGGAAAAUUCAGAAGUUCUUGAAGAUUCUGAGGAAAUUGUUGAAGACAUGGAAACAAAGUUUGAAAAGUUUGGUGAAAUUAUGAAGAAAAUUGAAGAGUCUGAUGAAAGAACUGAAGAAGAUUAUGUAAAAUUGAGCAAAGAAGUCGACAAUGAGUCUGCAAAUUUAGAGAAUAUUGACAAAAAUCAAGUCACAAGUACCGAAAAUGUUGUUGUUGAGCCUGAAAAAAAUCUAGAAGUUGCUGAAAUAAUAUCUACAGUUCCAGACCAACUUGAAGAUAAACCCCAGCCACCUGAAGACAAUGCUGACAAUCCUGAAUAUGACUUCAAUGACUUCAAUCCCGAAGAUCCCAACGAAGACUCAGCAUCACCAAUUAAAAAAUCACUUAAAAUUCAUCAAUUCAUCGAGGAAGAUUCCAAAAUAUUCGAACAAGAAGUCGUAAACAUUGAAAACAUUUUAGACACACCAGAGAAAAUUGAUGGCAACUUUAACGACCUAGAAGCCAUCAAAGAAGUCGAAUUUGAGGACAUGAACAGUACAACGGUGGAUCCUGAAGUUAACGUUGAGGCACAAGACACUAAUCUACUCGGUUUAAGUUCUGAUGACAAUAUUAAUAAUGAUGAAUCUACUAAAAUCAUAGAAACUGUCAAUUCUCAAGACAAUGUUGAGGCUGAAGUCGCUAAUUUUCUCAAUUUGAGUGCCAACGGCAUCAAUGAUGUGGAUAAAAACGUAGAAUCAGAACCAACAGCUAAUUUUAAAGCCGAGGAACUCAAAAAUCCAAAUUCAGAUCUAAUAAAAAGUUCCAAAGAUUCAGGCGAGCCCACAAUAGCUUCAACAACCCAUAAAUCUCUACUACAAGCUCCUCAAAACCCUGAAGUUCCACAAUCUCCACCACCAAAACCUCACGAACCAGUGUCAUCCCCAGAUUACUACCACGAAGUUGACAGCAAAGCAACAACAGCUGAAAUGAAGGAUGACGAAUUCAUAUUCAAAUCACCCCGCAACUCGGACAUAAGCAAAAUAAUAGAACAAGAAUUUGCAGUCGACGAUAUAUCCAUAAAAAAAUCAGUUCAAGGAAACGAAAGUGAAAUUUCCGGUAGAAAUGACAUUGAAUUAAGUCAACAAAAUGUAAAUGAAGCGGCAACAGGAAGUGACAAUAUUAAUGGUGGUGAAAAAGUUGAUGAUAAGAUUGAAUUGGCGAAUGUGGAUGAAGGAAGGAAGGUGGAAGUUGAUGUGGACAAUUUAGUAGCUGCACAAGAUAAGUUCACAGACACUGAAAAAGACAAAGCAGCUUUAAAAAUCCAGUCAAUGUUCCGCGGCUAUCAAGUUAGAAAAUCAUCGAAAAUUCAGAAAUUUGAAGAAAAGCUCGGUGAAAUUGUAAAUAAUAAAUUUGAACCAAAACCUCAGGAACCGAGUGAAUUUGGAAGUGAACUUGUCAGCAUAAUACAAGAUUUUAAAAAAAAUGAUGAAGAUUCUGAGGAAGUUGUUGUAGACAUGGAGACGAAAUUUGAGAAAUUUGGUGAAAUUAUGAGGAAAAUUGAGGAAUCGGACGAGAAAGUUGACAUCAAGGAUGAUCAAGGCGAGGAUUUGGUGAAAGUUACUGAUAAUAAAAGUGAAAUUGAACACAAUUUGAAUAAUAUUGAGGAAGCUGUUGAGGAGACAGACUUAAAAAGUCAAGAAUAUUCAAUCAAAAAUGACAUUAAUGUUGAAGAUGAAAAGUCCAUUAAUAAUGUUGAUGAAGUUGACGUUGUGCCUGGGUUGGCAACUGUUUUGACUUUGGACCCACAAAAUCCUGAAGAAACCACAACACUUGUAGACGGAAAUGUCACAGAAAGCUCAAAAGAUGAAGACUUUAUUGACAUUUUGUUAAAUCAAACUGCUUUAAAAGAUUCAAAUGAAGCCACUGGCCAAGAAGUCAAGCCUACCUCAAAUAGAACCAAACGAUCCAUAUCUCCUGAAACUGGAGAGAUAAUUGAGGAUCCAUUAACAAUUGAGCAUGAAGAUUCAUGGACGGAUGACUUUGAUGUCUUAAAAAUUCAUCAAAAAAGACAAACUUCAGCUUCAGAAGCUAUCCAAAAUGGCAAUGCUGACAAUUCUAAAACAAAGAUUGAAAACUUAGAAGAUUCCAACAAAAUCUCACCAAUAAUUCCACAAACUUCAAGUAUUCAAGAUGGAAUUGAUGAAGUUGACUCAAAUUUUGACCAUCAACCACAAGACGCACGUCCUUCAGACAAUGAAUCAGCAGAUAAUUCCCAUCCAUCAUAUUCUGACAGUAGAAAGGUCAAAGACAAGGACAGUGCUGAGCCAGUGACAAUAUUAGACAGUCCUGAACCAAUAAAACAUGACGAUAAUGUUGAAUUAAUUGAGGAACAAACAAAAAUUGUGGAAGUAAAUAAUUUUGAAGGCAAGGAAGAACCAAAAAUCAAUGAAAUUGUCAGUAAAGGUGAAGAAUCUAUAAAAAAUGUCAAUAAGGAUGUUAGUGCUGACGUAGAAAAUCCACAAAGUAAUAUUGACACAAGUGCAAUUAUUGACGAAGAAUUGAAAGGAAAUUUUGAGGAAUUAAGCAAGUCUGAACAUGAAAAUAGAUUAAAUUUUGACGCAAUUGAGCCUUUAAAUGAGGUUAAAGCUUCUGAUGUAGUCAGUCCGGCAAUAAAUAAGUCAAUUGACAGCUCAAAUAAUCAUAAAGUCGAUGAAACUGAAAAUAAGGAUGUGGAAUUAAUUGAUGAGAAAUUAAGCAAGCAGCCAGAAGAUUCAAGUAGCUCAGACUCAAGUAAUGACUUGAGUGGAUUUAAUUAUGAAGUUUUGCCAUCGCCGCCAACUGACUCGCCAGGCGAGACUGAAAAUGAUGAACAUUUUGAUGAAAUUGUACGAAAUUUGACACCAAAUUCGAAAGAAAAUGAGGAAAUUGAGCAAAGUUUUGAGAAAAUUGUGGAAAAUUUGGAUGAAAAUGUUGAAAGUUUGGAUGGAAAUUUAAGAAUUUUGGAAGGAAAAGUGGAAAAUUUGGAUGGAAAUGUUGAAAUUUUGGAUGGAAAAGAGGAAAAUUUGAAUGAAAAAAUGGAAAAUUUAGAUGAAAAAGUGGAAAAUUUGAAUGAAAAAAUGGAAAAUUUGGAUGAAAAAGUUGUAAAUUUGGAUGGAAAAGUGGAAAAAUUGAACAAAAAAAUUGAAAAUUGGGAUGGAAAAGGAGAAAAUUUGGAUAAAAAAAUGGAAAAUUUUGAUGAAGAAGUGGGAAAUUCAGUCAAAAAUGAGAAAAUCUCCCAAAAUAUGAAAAACUCAAUCACCAACCCUGAAAAUUCGGAUAAAAAUCCUGAAAAUUCAAACCAAAAUCCCGAAAAAUCCACCGAAACACCAGAAAACACAACCAGGAAUGCUCAAAUUUUCGACAAAUAUUUGGACAUUUAUGAUGAAAAUUUAGAAAAUUUUGAAUUUUUCACCAACAAUCCCGACGGAACUUUGAAAAAGUCUCACAAAAUUGUUGAAAAAUUGAAUGAAAUUGUCGACGACGAGGUUGCAAAAUAUGUAGAAAAAAUGGAGACUGAAUUUGAAGGAAUUGAGUCAAAUGAUGAGAAUUUAGGUGCUGAAAAUGAGGCAACUGGGAAAAUUGAAGGUGAAGCACAGUUUGAUGUAUUUGAGUAUGCAGUACCGGAUGAAGAAGUUGCAGAAGAAAAGCCUGUAAAGUCAAUAGAUUUGCCACUAGUGUUUAAAAUUGGUGAAAAUAUCAAAAUUGAAACAGAAAAUGAGGAAUUUUCGUCACCAGAGCCAGAAGUUAUUGAAGAGUCAGUCAUUAAGGAACAGUUUAAGCCACAACAUUCUGAAAAUAUCCCAAUUCCACAGCUAAAAUCAAGCCCAAAAAACCUCAACGACCAAGAAAAUGCAGCCGUCAAAAUUCAGUCAUUUUUCAGAGGCUUUAAAGUUAGAAAAUCCACCAAACCUAAGAAAAGAUCACCAAAAGAAUCAAGCAUUUUUGGAAACGAGCUUGUCGACAAAAUUCAAGAAUUUGAAGAGAAAUCUGAAAAUUUAGAAAAUUCUGAUGAAAAACUUGAAGACAUGGAAACGAAAUUCGAAAAAUUCGGUGAAAUAAUGAAGAAAAUUGAGGAAUCAGAGGAAAAUGUCAACAUCCAGAAAGAUCAAGUCAAAGAUUCAGACUCAAUUUCAAAAGCUUUUCGACUUCAAACUGAAGAUUCAAUGAAAAGUGAUCAAAAUUCUUACACAAAUUUACAUGAAAAAGAAGAAAUUUUGAGUUCAGAAACUUCAAAUCCAGUAGAUUCUCAGGAACUUAAGACUUCAAAUCCAGAAGUCACAAAUCAACAUCAAGACAACAUCACAACAGACCAAAUCUUAAACCCACUUCAAGGAUUUUCAAAAUUAUCAGAAAAAUUCGAACCAAAAAUAGAAGAAAAUUCAGCCGAACAAGCAGCUGUGAAGAUUCAAUCACUUUUCAGAGGUUUUAAGGUCCGCAAGUCCAAUCCACCCAAAAAAUACAAACAAAAUGUCAAAGAACCGAGUGCAUUUGGGUCAGAACUUGUUGAUAAAAUUGAGGAAUUUGAAGAGAAAGUUGAGAAUUCGGAUGAAGUUGUUGAGGACAUGGAAGUCAAGUUUGAAAAGUUUGGAGAAAUUAUGAAGAAAAUUGAGGAAUCUGAGAAGGUCGUUGAUGAAAAAUCUGAGAAAAUUCUGGAAAAUUCAGGCUCAAAUAUUGAACAUGCUGAAGAGUUUCAAGAGAAAAGUGACGAAAAUGUCAAAAAUAAGAACAUUUUGGACCCAAAAACUCAAAGAAAUAAGGAAAAUUUUGUUCAAAAAGAUGUAAAAGUGACAGAAUGUCAGGCAAACGAUGAUAUUGUUGAGGUUAAAGACGCAAAUUCUGACAAAAUCCAAAAACCAAGCACAAAAUCAUCUAAAAGUGAGGAAAAUGUAUCAAAUAAAGACAAAGAACCUAAAAAUCACUCAAAUUUAACCUCAAAAUCUUCAGAAAACACCGAACAAGCCAACGCAGCAGUCAAAAUCCAGUCAUUCUUUCGAGGCUUCAAAGUGAGGCUGUCAAAUCCAACAAAUAAGAAGAAUGUUGAAGAACCAAGUGAAUUUGGAUGUGAGCUAGUCGAGAAGAUUCAAGAUUUUGAGGAAAACAAGGAAAUUUUGGAAAGUUCAGAUGAAAAUCUUGUGGACAUGGAAGAAAAGUUUGAGAAAUUUGGUGAAAUUAUGAGGAAAAUUGAAGAGUCUGAUGAGAAAAUUGAAGAAAAUUCUGAAGAAUUGAUAGAAAAAGUCAACAUUCAGGAAGAGCAAGCACAAAGCAAUUCAGAAGAAAAGCUAGAAAAUUGUGACAAAAAUCUUUUGAAAUCUGAAAAUUCAACAAAUGUCAAACAAGAUUCAAAUGGCAUCAAACUCCCAACAGACUCCAGUCCAAGCCCUAACUCAUCAGCAACCAAAGAAGAGCAAAAACAAGCCACAGUCGAUGAAACCAAUGCUGCAGUCAAGAUUCAAUCAGUUUUUAGAGGAUUCAAUGUUAGAAAGUCAAGUAAGCCAAAACCUCAAGAAGCAAGUGCCUUUGGAUCAGAACUGAUUGACACAAUUCAGGAUUUUCAAGCAAAAAAUGAAAAUUCUGAUGAAUAUGUUGAAGAUAUGGAAGUAACAUUUGAGAAAUUUGGGGAUAUAAUGAAGAAGAUUGAGGAAUCUGAGGGAAAUGUUGAGAAAAUUGAAGGAAAUGGAUCCAAAGAAACUGGAAAAUUUGAUGAAAAGUUGGAAAAUUCUGAUGAAAAAUUGGAAAAUUCUGAUGAAAAAUUGGAAAAUUCUUAUGAAAAGUUGGAAAAAUUUGAUGGAAAAUUGGGAAAUUCUGAUGGAAAAUUGGAAAAUUCUGAUGGAAAAUUGGAAAAUUCUGAAGGAAAAUUGGAAAAUUCUGAUGAAAAAUUUGAAAACGCUUUAAAAUCUGAUGAAAAUUCCAAAAGUCAACCACAAACCAAACCAAGACCCCCUCUAGCACUGCCACAAGCAACCGAAGAACCCCCAAAAAGUCCACAAAAUCAACAACAAAACCCAGAAGCUGAUGAAAUGUCAGGCGAGUAUGAAGAAGUCGACCAACUAUCAACAAUUUAUGAACAAAAUUCAGUCGAAGAAGAAGCGUGCAUUGAAAGAAUAAUAAGCUACUGUGGGCCAAAAUUGGAGCAUAAUGUCAACGAAUUGAAUGAAAAAAUUAUUUGUGGGCAAGAAGAAAGUCAAGCUGAAUUCGGGUCAGCAUCAGAAAAUGAAAAAUUAAUUGGAAAAAAAGUUAAAAUACCAAAUUUAAUCAAGUCUGAAGUUCCAAAGGAAGCUGAAGCUCAAAACUUCGAUUCAAAAAUUGACAUAAAAUCCCAAAAGUUUGUGAAAAUUGGCGACAAAUUUGUCAGAGUCGAGGAAGGCCAGGAAAUUAUCGACGACGCUCCAAAAACUGAUAAUGAGGUUUUGGAAAAUUUAGCAAAAUCCACUGAAAAAUUGACAAAAUUUUCCGAAAAAUUGUCAAAAUCGCCUGCAAAAAAUUCAAGUUUUGAUGACACUUCGGAAAAGUUUGAGGAAAUUUCCAAGCAAUUUGAUCAAAUUUCAAAAGAAUAUGACAAGCUUUAUAAGAAAAUUGAGGAAAAGUUUGAGGAAAACUUGCUGGUUGUUCAGGAAAAUUCAGUUAAUUUUGGUAAAGUUGAGAUUUUGGAUGGAAAAAAUGAUGAAUUUGAGGUUAAAAGUGACGAAAAUUCUGAAAAUUCAAAUACAGUCUCAAAUGAACCUCAAAUUGACGAGCAAGCCAAGGCAGCAGUCAAAAUCCAGUCCUCAUUUCGAGGCUACAAAGUCAGAAAGUCAAGAUUCCAAAAUUUCAGAGACAAUUUAAGUGAAAAAUUCAACAUAAAAUCUGAACAAAAAGUCGAGGAACCAAGCAGUUUUGGGUCAGAGUUGGUCGAAAAAAUCAAAGAUUUUAAUGAAAAUGAGGAAAAUUCAAGCGAUUUGGGAGAAAAUCUUGAAAAAAUGGAAGAAAAGUUUGAGAAAUUUGGUCAAAUUAUGAAGAAAAUUGAGGAAUCUGGUGAGAAAGUUGAAGGAUUGGAUGGAAAAUUCAACAUCCAGGAAGAUCGGGAAGUAAAUUUAAAGGAAAAUGUGACAAAAUUUGAUGAAAAAUCAGAAAAUUUUGAAGAAAAGUCGGAAAAUUCAGCAUCAAAAAUAGACAAUUUUGUUAAAAAUGAUGAAAAACUUGAGGAAAAUUCUGAAAAUUUUAUGAAAAUUUACGAAAAUUCAACAAUUUUUGAACAAGAUUUAAUGCUCGAUUCCAAAAAUUUAGACACAAAAACGUCAACUCAGGAAAAUUUCGAUGAUUUCGACAUGGAUUCACUAGAAUAUGAAGCAAAUAUCCAAAAUAUCAGCACAAAUGUAAAUGAAAAUGCACCAAAAAUUGAAGAAAAUUUACAAAAUUUAACAAAAAUUGACAACAAAGCUGGAAAUUCAACCAAACCUGCUGAAAAUUUCAAAGCUGAUGACAAAAGUUCCACAAAAUCUCCCGAAAAACUUGACACAAAAGUCUCCCAAAAACCAUCAAAAAUUCCAAUUAAAGAAAAAUCCCAACAAAAAUUAUCAAUAAAAUCCGAAAGUCUGCAAGAUUUGCUCCCAUCAGACUCAAAGUCAAUCAACAAACUCAGUCAUUCAACUGACCACACGCCACUCUUGAGUCCAAUCAACAGCGACCUUAAUUUACUCAGACGUCAGUCAUACAUUGACAGUGUGCUUCAUGAACUUGAAGGUUCUCAUGUGAUUGAAGGUGGACUGAUUGGAUACGGCGAUCAAUUUAAUGAUUUACAGGCUGGAAAUACUGAGAAUCUGCAUCGUGAUGUUGAGUUUGAGCAGGACAUUGAGCCUUGGAUGGAAAAUGAAGGAAAAGCUAAAGAUUUAAAUGAAGUUUGUGGAAAAAUCGAAGAAAAUCGGGAAAAUUCAGAUGAAAAUCAGGAAAAUGAAGUGAAAAAUCGGGAAAAUUCAAGUGAAAAACGGGAAAAUCUCGAAGAAAAUCGGGAAAAUUCAGAUGAAAAACAGGAAAAUUUUGAAGUAAAUCGGGAAAACUCAGAUGAAAAACAGGAAAUUGAAGUGAAAAAUCUGGAAAAUUUAAAUGAAAAACAGGAAAAAUUUGAAGAAACUCGGAAAAAUUCAGAUGAAAAACAGGAAAACGUUGAAGAAAAUCGGGAAAAUUCAAAUGAAAAUCAGGAAAAUAAUGAAAAUUCAGAUGAAAAAAAUGACAAUUUUCAAGAAAACUCAGAAAUUUUGAAUGAAAAUCUUUUAAAUUCCGAAGAAAAUGUUGAAAAACUCAUCAAAUCUGACGAAAAAUUUCACCAAUCAUCACCAAACCCUCUUAAUACCCUCAAAAAGUCAUCAAUUUUCCCUCAAAACCCAACAAUCUCAUCCUCAUCCCACCAAAAAAUCAUUCCAGUUGCAACAGUCCAACCAGAAAACAUCAAAGCCCUAACCUUAAAAUCACAAGCUAAACCAGAAUCAGAAGUAAAUCAACCGAAACAAAGCUCAAUUCCAAAUCAUUCAAAACAAGCAAAAAAUUCAAUUAUGAGGCAAAAGACGAUGCCCGUUCAAUUUGAGAGCAGCGUGAUGAGAGUUUUGCCGAAGCAUUUGAGAAAAAGGAUUCAAAGUGCUGAAGGCGAGAAAAAGAAGAAAAGGCCAGUUUUGAUGCAGUAAAGGUCCGGCGAUAGAGCAUUGACUUGAAGCUAACAAGACAGUCUAUUGCCACAAAACUAGACAAGACAUUUCCCACACAUCCGGUUAUCAGCAAUUUUUCGUGUGAUUUUUGAUGACUCAAUUAAAUUGUAAAACAUGUUUAUGCAGACACAGAUUGUUGUUCCUGUCUGCUCAAAUAAAAAAAUAGACAUUGCUGUGACAAAAAUGUUGAAUAAUUUAUUUAAAAUAUGUUAAAAAUGUUGUCGAACAUCCUCAAAAAAAUUCACAUGCAAAAGUCAAGGAUGUCGUUGAGCAGUCAUUAGCAACAGCAUUAUAAGCCAUGCCAGCAGUUCUCAUUAUCAUUGCACAUGCUUGGCCAUUUUUCAAUGCAGCACCCCAAGACAUUCCACUGUACAUGAUUGUCGUCUGAUUUGAGAAAAUUCUCCAAUUUCCAUUUUUGUUGCCAUUUGAGACUCCGUUGCCUAACAUUGAGAAGGCACCUGAUGGGAAUUUUGAUGACAUAAAUGCUGUGAGUCCAUUGUAAGCAUCGACACUGGUGAUUGCAUAGAGAGACAUACCAAGACUUGUACAAUAGCUUGUUGCAUCUGGAUGUGACAUCGGUGUACUUAUGUAGCAUAUUGACAUUUGAGGUACUGUUGAGACAGGAACAAUGUAUUGACAUGCUGCUUUUGGUGAGACUUUCGUGGUUGUUGUUGUUGGUGGAGUUGCCAUUAAUGGAGCUUGAGUUGUUGUUGUAGUUGUAGGUGCUAAAGUUGUUGAAGUUGUUGAAGUUGUUGGAGCCAAAGUUGUUGUUGAUGUUGUGGUUGUUGAGGCUUGGGUUGUUGUUGUUGUUGGAGCUUCAGUUGUUGUGGUUGUAGUUGGAGCCAAUGUUGUUGAAGUUGUUGUGGUCGUUGGUGCUUCUGUUGUUGUGGAUGUUGUGGUUGUUGGUGUUUCGGUUGUUGUUGUUGUAGCUGGAGCCAAUGUUGUCGAAGUUGUUGUGGUUGUUGGUGCUUCUGUUGUUGUGGUUGUUGAUGCUUCUGUUGUUGUGGAAGUUGUUGAGGUUGUUGACGGAGAUGUUGUGGUUGUAGAUGACACUGUUGUUGUUGUAGAAAUUGUUGUUCCUCCCUGACUAUUGCAUGCGCAAAAGUUAUCACCUAAAGCCUGAAUGUCUAAUAAAGCAUGCAUCAAUCUGAGCAAAGUAAAUGCAAGCUUCUGUAAAUAAUCCAAAUAUAAAUUUUCCAUGACCAUCAUAACGCCAAUAGCUUUGACAACAGCUUUAUACUGGUCAGCCGAAAAGCUUGAGUUGUAGAGCAAAACAGUUGUAUUUAAAUUAUUUUGAUAAUAAGUCAGGAAUGAGAAAUUUUGACCAGCACUUGCGUAUGCCUGAACAUAGACCCAAUAUUUAUAAGUGACAUAUCCAACACGUGAUAAUAAGGCACUGCAUGCUGUUGCAUUUGUCCAUGGUGAUUGACUAUAAUCAGAAAUUGUUGCUAGAUUUGUAAGGAACGUGAUUGUUUGUUGAAGGACUUGAGAUGAUUGAAG
Messenger RNA from Chironomus riparius, 11781 nucleotides. The record is from the annotation of a GenBank genome assembly. NCBI's taxonomy places the organism in Eukaryota, Metazoa, Arthropoda, Insecta, Diptera, Chironomidae.